Molecule: messenger RNA, 1005 nt
Organism: Teleopsis dalmanni
Lineage: Eukaryota; Metazoa; Arthropoda; Insecta; Diptera; Diopsidae
Product: pantothenate kinase 1-like
Exons: 2
Coding region: 455-1003 (182 amino acids)
Source: RefSeq, a predicted model, not a curated record
AAGAUGUAUAAUUAAUGCAUAUGCGUAAAUGUGUUUGUAGUCGCAGUAUUAAAAGAAAAGUUUUAGCGCUUUAUACUUAUAAGAGAUCAGAAAUGAAUGCCCAACACACGCUGGCUAUGUUAUGCUUUCCCCUCUAUAUUUAUUAAAAGCGUCAAGCUUAAUAUUUGUUGAACAAAGUUUAGGUUACUUAAAACAAAUAGUGAGUGAAUAACUUUAGACGUGUAUCAAGCUGCAUUACAAAUGGUUAUCGCACGACGUCCACCGUUUUAUUGAUAACGUAUGAAUUUAUAUAGAUUUUGUAUUUACGAAAAGUUAUUGUAAAGCAAGCAUAAUAUUAUGUGGAAAUUAAAAACAAUAAACGUAAACGUAAAAAGGAAUUAUAAAACAAAUACGUUUGGAUCUGAAUUAAACAAAAUAUCAAAAGUGUGAUACUCCAGACUUCUCCAAUUUAAAAAUGUUCAAAUAUAAAGUCGCAUACGCAGGUAACCAUAGUGUUGUGAAUAAUGACGUUAUAAAUGAAAAAAAUUGCUUGAACAGUGGUAAUUCACCCAAUGGAUCAACAGCGUUAUUGAAUGAAAUAUGUUCAACACAAAGAAAAAAUAAACUUUCAAUGACCCAUAAAAACUCAACAAAGUUAAAAAAUGUGCUAAAAAUUGAAAAUACCGUAUCUCGAAAUCAAGGGCAAAAUAGAAAUGAUAAUGUGAAUAUUACUCUUAAGAGAAAAGAGAGAACUAACUUUCACAAAUUUAAAAGUAGAGUGUUAUCAAAGGAUAUCAUUGAUAAAACUGAUAAAUAUAUGUCUAUGCCUUGGUUUGGUAUGGAUAUCGGAGGAACUUUAACAAAAUUAGUAUAUUUCGAACCAAAAGAUAUAACUGUCCAUGAACUUGACAGAGAAGCUGAAGUAUUAAGAAAUAUAAGACGAUAUUUAACGAAAAAUUCUGCUUAUGGCAAAACUGGACAUCGGGAUACACAUUUACAGGUCAGAAUUUUAUUAUUUUUAUGAUA